Molecule: messenger RNA, 1476 nt
Organism: Closterium sp. NIES-67
Lineage: Eukaryota; Viridiplantae; Streptophyta; Zygnematophyceae; Desmidiales; Closteriaceae
Source: the annotation of a GenBank genome assembly
ACUCAGCCUUCAUGGAGGGGAAUGGACUGCAACCAAUCGCCUACCUCAGCAAGAAACCACACGGGGCAGAACUCAACUACCCAAUACACGACAAAGAGGCCCUUGCUAUUAUCAUCGCCUUCAAAACGUGGAGAUGUUAUCUCGAAGGACGACAAACAACCGUCUACACCGACCACUGCAGCCUGAAAUAUUUGAAGACACAACCAAACCUCUCCAGGCGGCAGGUCCAGUGGAUUGACUUCCUCGAGACGCACUUCCACUAUGACAUCGUGUACAAGCCCGGCCACAAAAACAAAGCUGACGCUCUCAGCCGACCUGCACACCAGAAAAAAACAGGACUACUACAGCCUCUUCCUAUCCUAGAACAGCCAUGGCAAGUGGUUAGCCUGGAUUUCAUCACCGGGUUACCAACUACCACUAGCGGUCAUGGCGCAAUCCCCGUCAUCAUCGACAAAUUCUCCAAAAUGGGACACUUCAUCCCGACACACACGACAGCACGCACCGAAGAGACAGCACAACUAUUCAUUCGCUACAUCAUCUCACAACAUGGCAUUCCCACAACACUCAUCUCCGACCGAGACCCCAAGUUCACCAGCAAGUUCUGGAAGGAACUAAUGUCUCUGCUCGGGACCAAACUCGCCAUGUCAUCCGCCUACCAUCCGCAGACAGAUGGACAGACCGAGCGCCUCAACCAAAUUGUGGAGCAACUCCUCCGCGCAGCAUGCAAGGACGAAAUCUCUAAAUGGGACUUGCAUCUGCCCGUCCUGGAGUUUGCCUACAACAAUGCCACUCACGCCGCUACUGGACAGACAACGUUCUUCCUCUGCUACGGACGCCACCCGCUCAUGCCACAAAAACCGACAAGAUCAGCUACAGUUCAACCCGCACACGACUUCAUCACAACCAUGCAUCUGUUUUGGGAUCGGACCCACAAGCGCCUUCUCGACAUUCAGCAGCAACAGAAGCGGCAGGCCGAUUGCCACCGCACUGACCACACCAUCACCGUGGGAGACCAAGUCCUACUUGACACCCGCAAUAUCAACAUCAGUCAUCUCCCAUCCAAACUGCGACCUCGCUUCUGCGGGCCCUUUCUCGUUGAAGCACAGGUUACUCCUGCUACCUUCCGCUUACGCCUACCAACUACCUGGAAGAUUCACAACGCCUUCCAUGUCCAACUUCUGAAGCCCUAUCGCGACCCUAACACGGUCUUCACCGGACGCCAACCGCCGCCGCCGCCGCCCGUCCUCAUCCACGAUGAACCCGAGUACGAGGUCGAGUCCGUGUUUGCACACCACCGUCGACGGAAUGGCACCGUGGAGUUUCUCAUCUGUUGGAAGGGUUAUGAUCCUUCUGAGGACUCUUGGGUUCCUGAAUCCGAGAUGGGUAACGCCCGUCGUCCUCUUCGCGACUACCUUAUCAAGCAGGGUGUUACUUCUACCACCCAGCUUUGAGGGGGGGAAGUGUGAGAGAACGACC